UUGGGCUGUGCAGGGAGGGUGUGCAGGAGCUCCAGCCCCUGAUCAGCAUGCAGGUGGCUGCUUCUGGGGCAAGGUCCCUGCUGGUGCUCACAUCAGCCUCGGUCCCCUGUCCCCUGCUGUGAUCCCGCUGCCUCUGGACACCCCGACAGCAGUGAGACCCCAGACUGGGCUGCUCCGCUCUACGGUGGGGAGAAGGAACACCACUGGGUCGCUGAGAAGUCCUAAUCAAGCUUCUGCAGCCCCACCGUGUCACCAACUCCUUGGCAGUGUCCUCUUGGGGAAGUCYUGGGAGAAGCCUUUUCAGACAGUCCUCCUCAAUCUGCUGAARGAGGGCCACGUCUGCCUUUGAUCAGAGGAACCCGAGCAUGCAGCACRCAGAGCCCGACACACACGGUGUCACCCCCUGGGUGAAGCCCAGGGAUGAGAUGUUUGUCUUCAUGGAUGGGAAAAGGGCGAGUGACAUCCACUGCCAGACACCCAUUGCUUCCCACCAGAAACUCUUCAGCAAGGAGGCAMAGAAUGAGUGGAGCAUCUGGGAGGAGAACAGAGCACUCUGGCAGGAAAACCAAGUCCUCUGGAUCAAAAACAGGAUGCUCUGGGAAGAAAACAAGGCCCUGCAAUAUCUCCAGUCACAGAGCAAAGCUGUCCAGGUAAUUUACACUGAUGCUGCUCAGCAAAGCCUCAAGAACAAAAAUAAUACAUUUAAACUCUUCCAGGAGAGGAACACAGGCUUUCAGCUAGGCAAAAAAGCUCUCCAGGCGGUCCAGGAAAAUAAUAAAAUCUUUGAGGAUUUCCAGCAGGAGAAUGAAACACUCCCUGUUACCUGGAAAGUCCAAAAAGUCAUCCCAGUCCAUGAUGGGAGCAAAGAUGCCAGCUCAGGUCUUCAGAAGAACACUGACCCCAUGGCAGCUGUGGAAAAAGGUAACCCUGRCCCCAUCCCCCAGCAGAUACCUGAAGGUAAAGAGGAGAGCACUAUUCCAACUCAGAAUAAUACCCAGUCUGCCCCAAGAAUGCAGGGUGAGAAUGAAAUCCUCCGGGUUCUCCAGGACUUAAGUGAGCUUCUCCACACCUUCCUGAAAGUGAACCAUCCCCAUGGGGAGAAACAGUGCUGUCAGAAUCUGUGGGAUGUGAACAGCUCCUUCCAAGAAGAUUACAAUAAACUGAAACUGCAGCUGAAUGCUGUGAAAAACACCGUGUCAGACAUUACAGCUCAAAUGGAAAUGCUGGAGAARGAGAUCAUUGCCAUCACUUCCCCGGGACAUGGAGAAGCAGGACAGAAGCUGGCAGCUGAGCAUCAGCUUGGAGAUAUAUGAAGCUUGGUGCUAAGAACUGCUAGUCCAGUUCCUGGAAAGCUUCCCCCCUUUUUCAGGAAACCUGAUAAAAUGCCAAUAGAUCCUGAAGACAUCUGGGAAAUAUGGUGUUAUUCUGAAAUUUUCUUGCACUACUUAGAUAUAUUUCACCUUCUGCUUAUAUGGCUGACUGUCAUCAAUUUGCCUAGUGUCAGGAAUCAUGUUUUUCACUGUUUUUUUUCCCAAAGUUUCUGAUAAUAGGGCCUAGAUUUUCAGAAGGAAAUUGCUUCAGGAUGUCAGCUCUGAUUACAGUGAGAAGUAGCCAAGGACAUGCUCACAGUCUCUGCUACAAAGUGUUGAUAAAUAAAGAAGGAUCCCUCCUCACAGAUACCAUGGUGGGGCUGCAGGAGAGAAUUGAGCAGGCAGCAGGACAUAUCCUGCACUGAGCAUUUCUUGGAUGCUCAGAGAAGGCAGGUUUUCAGCUGCCCCAGAGCAAGCAAGCAGGUUGCCAAAAGCAGCAUUUUGAUGGCUUUUCCAUGGUUUAAGGCAGUGUUUAGAUGGGCAUCUGCUCCCAACAUAAUGGACAAGCCAGUCUCCAGUGAUCUGCUGAYGCAGGAGAUGAGAGCCUGUUGAUGUGCUCAGGUUUGAAAUUCUGGUCUAGUCUCAAUUGUGUGACCAGAGUGGCUGGAAAUGCAUUUUCCUCUGUCUUGGACAGCCCGRAUGCAGGGCACUUUGUCACAAUCUUUCAGGCAGAGUACGGGAACCUUUAGGUAAUCUGACAAGACAGAUGCAAGGAGACUUCUGCAGAGCAAUUGUAGGAGCAUUACUGUAAAGCAAAAGAGAGGUUACUGUGAGGUUUAUCUCUUGCAACAGGACCCCAAAAGCAGAUUGUCACUCUAGUUUAAAGGUCUCUAAGUGAUUUGGCACCAAAUUUCCUAAAGCAUGAACAAUCUUUCACCUCAUAUUUCACUCAGACWACACCACGCCAAGUGCAAGUGAUGAAUGUUUACUUCAGAAGCUUAAAACAACAGGCAUUUUCUUCUGCUCUGAGGGCUUUGGGAUGCUGAAGCAAAUCUCUCUUGCAUGAUGCUGAAGGGCUGGCUCUCAGUGGUGCAGGUAGGGCUGCAUGUGCAAGGAUCAGGUGAGAAGAAGAGGAGCAAUGUUUAUUAACAGGUGGAUAUGCAGACAGCAAGGUACUCCUCCUUAAUGACUGUAUCACAGCUAUAAAUAGAUAAAUACCUCAGCACCAUGCUGGGRAACAUGUUCAUGCUUCUGUGCUUUCAGAUGUGCUGCUUUUCUUCUUGCCAUCUUCCUCACUGGGUCUGAACAUAAUAUUUGGUAAGAGGGAGAAAUAGGACUAUGAAGACCCUAAUGCAGGGGUUUGGAGGAGGGCAGCAGCAGUAAAAAGCUCUGAUCAUGUGUUCUUAUCUUAACAAACUGAUUUGUGUCCUGUUAGAAGAAAUAAACCUAUUUCUUUGCCACUGGUCAGGAUACUGAGUCCUGCCAUGUCCCUAUAUGUGGGCAGGAAAGACACUUGGGAGUGCAUCUUUCCUCCAGGUGUUUGGGAGGAGUCAUAUCCCCUCAUGCCAGGUGUCCAUCCAGGACAGGACAUCCAGAUCCCAGCUAGUUUCCCUGGGCUUCCUUUCUAUCCUGUUGGAAGGAAAGGGCACCUUCAGGCUGUGAUUUAUCUGACUUUCAUUAUACAAAAAGUAGGCAGUGUCACCAGCUGGAGUCCCUUUUUCAUCUCUGUUGCCUCUAUAAUUACUUUGAGGACAAUUAGCUCCGACUUAGACAUUUGGUUUGGAGCUCUCUGAGUGAGAAGCUUGGCAGUCCCAGGCAGAGGAGGUGCUUCAUCAAGUGGUGAAGUGGCACAAGCUYGGGAAUGUGUCCCAGCCCUUGGCUUUGCUUUCUGUGUGAUGCCUUCAUUAAGCAGCUGACUCGGAUCUCUCCAUUGUGUGGAGAAAUUAUUACUUUGUGAAUAAAAUUGAGUUAGUUUGGGCAGAGCUUAAAUGUCAUGAGCACAUGUAGGAUCCUGGGGGGAACAAGCUGCUUCUCCUGAAUGCUAAUGGUGUUCCUGGAGGGAAUUAGGUUUUGUGACUCCUUUGCACUUUGAUCAUUGCUUUGGAUCUUUGAUUUUCCUGGUUAUAAAAGAGUCUAUACCUGGUGUAUAUUUUUUGGCAUCUCUCACAGAGAAGUUSAAUUGCUCCUUCCUUCAAGGCUUCUGAAGUCUGUCAUGUGAGAUGACAAUGCCCAUGAUUGCCCAGUGCUUAAUCUUGAGGAGGGCUCUUUGCUGUUCAAACUCUCACAGUUCCAGAAGGUACCAAAUCUCGAGAUUUUGUUACACACCAGAGGGACUCGAUGGCAACCGUGGAGGAUAAUUCCUGGGUGGUGCAGGAAAGGCAGAUGAUCACGAGUAUUGCUUGAUCAGUUAAUGCUGAGGGYACAGAAGGUGAGAUCUGAUGGAGCUGCCGGCAGAGUGCCACAGGACUGCACAGGGACAGUGCCAAGUACAGCACAUUUUCUGCACAAUUCCGUGUCCCCAGCCAGUUCCAGUAACUACUUCAGUGGGGGSCAUCCUAGAUGUCUCCAUCUCUAGAGUGAAUGCUGUGACAAUGGAUGGACUCACAGCUUUUGCGCCCUAUUUAAGGAACAAAUGAAAGAAAAGUGCGAAGCAGGCAUUUACAGGAAGAACUUAUAAAAUUUAGGCAGCUUUGGGAAAAAAAGAGGUAAGUUUAACACAUUUUCCUAGUCUGUUCACUGGUUUACAAAUCCAUGGAAACUGGUAGCUAUUGUGUCUUGAAAUCAUGGAUGUCAUUCUUAUAGUGCAUAAUUUACCUUUUGCAAAGAGACAAACUUUCCAUCUCUCUUCUUAUUCUUGCUGAUUAGCCCCUUAUUUUUGCACUACUCAUUUAUCAGUAYUGUUUUUGGAAAGCUGGAUUUUUGGCAAGGUCAGCAUCAGCCUUUUACUUCCCUGUAAAUUGGAUUAUUGCCUCUAGCUGGGCUCUGUGCAAAUGCUGACUUUCCUGUUCUCAUUUCUUACUAGACAGUCUAACACAUCUGGGUUUGUGCUGUGUUCGUAGAACACCCACUYGGCCUUUUGUGCUCAUCUUAGCAGCCCCUCCACAUCCCCCCAUCCCUAAAUUGCAAUUUAGGAAUUUUUUCAAAGUGUUUUCAGCUUUCUUGGGCCCUGUUAGCUGCUGAAGACAGUUUUCCCAGAGUUUUGCUUGUGAUUUCGUGAUGUUGAGGAUGUGCUUCAAAAGUUGUGGUGCUGGCCAAAAGCCACGCUCUCCRUGGUGGUGCAGACUGUUUGUUGGUGCUCUCAGCAGCCCAGUUUAUUCUUUCCCAGGGUCAGUUCCAGUUUGCCUCAGAAUUAGCCAUCAGCAUUCAUUUAAAUGCAGGAUGUGAUGAAAGUCUUUUACUCAACCUUUGUGCUGAACCAGAACUAGUCCUGGUUCCUCUUUUUUUGRCAUCUAAUUUGAGAACAGACUACUCAAAACAUUCCUGCAGUGAGGUGCAAAGAGGAGGGAGAUAAGUUCCAUGACAAAAAUCUUUCUUAUGGUGGCCAUYGGCUGGUUUUAAAGCAGGCAACUUUAAAACUUUGCCACGUUUUCCAAAGUGGUAUUCAUCUACCUAGGUGGGGGCACUUAAAUGAAAGAAACUGAGACCCAUGGUCACCUGAGGUCUCUUCUGCAGCUGGUGGAGGUAGGCAGGAUUGCCAGAGGRUACAGGAUUUUCUCUGCUGGCUGCAGAGAGCCUGGAGGGGCCAAAGCUGGGURGAAAGGAUCAAGGCCUGAGACAUGGUCACACCUUUUGAUGAAUGGCUGAAUGCAGAGCUUUGGAUGGAACUGAGGGGGAAAAAAUGAGAGUUUAGGACUUUUGGAAUAAGGGGUAGGCAGCUCAGGGGGAACACUAAGAUGUUGUGAGGCUAUGCAGGCAGAAAUUAAAAGGGUCAAAUCCCAAAUAGAACUUAAUCUGGUUACUGUAAUAAGAAAUAUUUUUAUAAAUUCAUCAUCAACAAAAAGAAGGCUAAGGAGAAUCUUAAUCCUUAAGUGGAUAUAGGGGGAAACAGUGAAAAAGGAUGAAGAAAAUACUUCAGGUACUUUAAUGCCUUCACUGCUUCAGAUUCUAAUAGUAAGGUCAGCUGUUCUCAGGGUACACAGCUCUCUGAGGUGGAAGACAGGGACAGGGAGCAGAAUGAAGCCCCCAUYAUCCAAGGGCAGCUAGUCAGUGACCUGCCUCAUCAGUGGAAUGCAGCCUCAGUCAGUUUGCAGAGGAUACCAAGCUGAGUGGGAGUGAUGCUCUGCCAGAGGGCAGGAAGGCUCAGCAGAAGRAUCUGUGGGCACGCUGAAUCGAUAAACUAGGCCAGUUGUGUGAGGUAACAAGGCAAAAUUCUGGGCCCUGCAUUUGGGUCAGAACAACCCCAUGCAGCCCUACAGCCAUUCAGGCAGCCUCAGAGUCAGGGAUUAGGCACCAAGAAUGUUUUUAGCAUUGCAACUGAGGGUUCUGUCCUGUGCCACUUGAAGACUGUGGCAAAACUCCAGCUGAGCUGAGCGUCAGCAGGGCAGAGGAUUGUAGGCAGAGUGCACAAUUAGUAGAAGCAAAUAUCUCCAAAUUUGUUUCAAAUAUAUGCAKUUUGGUUUUUCAGUCUUACUCCUCUGGUUUUAUAGAUUUUUUUUUAUGCUUUCGGUGAAAAAAAGGUGAAAUCGCAAAACUUUCAAAUCAACAGAAAAAUAUAAUUGGCAAAAAUGUUUUCUAAAUGCAAAUUGAACAUCUUCCUUUUGAUAGUGGGCUAUGCCAAACCUCUAACAUACAUCUUUGAUCUUACGGCAGUGUCUGGAGAAAUURUGGGAUUCUAAUAUGGAAUAAUAGAUUCUCAUCAAGACUUCUAGCUUUAGGAAAUUGUUUAAUCUCCAUUCUCAGUGGCUGUUUCUUUGAUCCAGCUUGUCUGAAGGGUCCCAAGUGCUGGAAAAACAGCUCACCAGCUCAGAACAAAGCUGAUUAUGUAAAUUGUGCAUUAAGAUUCAGUUUCAAUUUAAUUUUAUUCUGUAAAUAAAUAUCCCAUUAACAUCCAUCUGUUAAAAGUCAGGUAAAACAUUUUCAAAACCUCCAUUGCUAUGGCAGAUGUGACUGUACCAUAAAUAGCAAAGGUGUGGUGGUAUGAGRAUGUCAAAGUAUAAACUGUGAAGCACAUUUUAAGAAGUAAUGAAGGUGAUAACAUUUAAUUAUAACAAAAGAGACCUUGUCUGAUUGAGACAGACAGGGCUUCCAUUUGUGUUGUUCAGCUUGCAUUAUGCAAGAUCACUGUCUCCAAGAUCACUAAUAAUUAUAGCUCAUUAAUUCACUUAAAACAGAAAAACAUUUCAGCUGAAGGUCAUUACUGAAUUAUGUCCAAACCUUUUGCUUAAUAUCUUUUUGCUUCAACAGCUUACUUGAGAGUAGUCAUUUUCCCUUUGUCUAGCUGGUAGUUUACUGCCAACGCUGUUAAUAGAUUGUACUGAUCAUGAACAGAAUGAUGAACCCUGUCAGGUUUUCUAAAUUAGUCUUCAAAGAGUGUGAGAAGGUUCAAGUGCUCUUAACCCAUAGUUAUUUUUAACUAUUUUAAAAGUCAGAGAUUUUAUACGCACUGAGAAAGAGCACUCGACAAGGAAGCAACCAAGGGAUUGGAGCAAAUUUCACUUAUACUGGAAGUAUAAAACUAUGUAUGUGUGUCAGCUGGAUAUWAGAAACAGGUUCCUUAUAUAUUCUUAAACAUCCUGAAGGAGGAAUUGUAACAAUGCUAAUUUAAUUCCUUAAAGAGAAUGGAAAAUUAUUUUCCCUGUCACAUAGAGGAAUGCUUAGGGGUAGUGUAUUKCUGCACAUCUCUGAGAUGGAACAAGCAAGGAGAAAUUACAAUUCUUCAAGGUGCUGUCAGACUUGAGCACAACAUUCCAGUCUUAUGCUAUUCUACCUAAGCUCCUUGUUUAUGGAAAUCUGCACCAUAUGUGCAAACCCUCCCUGCUUGGCGGAAGCUGGCCUUAGGCAUAAAAUGACGUGCCUGUAAAUACCUAAUUGUUGAUACAACAAAAUGCCAUAUGCCAUGCAAAAGCUGGCAGUCUAAUCCCUGGUAAAACCAGCACUGCAUUGAAACCUUUUUAUCAGAGCAGAUAAAAGCAGAGUCUGGCAUCAAGUUUCAGGAAAGGUUUACUGCUCAGUUUAAGUGUAUUUGCAAAUCCAAGACAGCUCCGUGGUCCUUCAGGUAUCAGAUAUCACAAGGUAUGUCCUCAUUCCWGUCCAAUUUUCCAAAGAAGGUGUGAGGUCAUGGGGAUUGUAGAUGCAGCUGAAGAAUAUGGCUGAUACUACAGGCUCUUCCCAUGCACCAGUACGCAGCAAGUCUGUUUGGACUGUACAUUUUCUCAGCUCUCUUAGGUUUUUUAUCAUCACUUGGAUUUUAUGGCGGUGUGGGUGUUGGUCAAGAAGCAGAGGGUCAUGCAGAUUUGAUCACCUUCCAUGUUCCCAGCUGUCACAGGUGAAGUUGGAUUAGAAAAGGGAUGUUAUCCCACCUCAUCAGGCCAGASCUCUGAUUGGGCAUAAGGACACCUAAAUGGCCUUGAGUUUUGCCAUAUUUCAACAAUUCAGGAAAUGGUUGGAUAUGGGCUAUGAACCAUGGAAUCGUUUGGGUUGGAAGGGACUUCUAAGACCAUUGAGUCCAAUCAAGGCCAGUAUGGCUGKCUCUUGAAUAGCCACCCAUCUCUCCCCUUCUCCACUAUACCUGUAGGCACAUCUUGGACAGAGACAGGUUCUCCAUCACAUKUUCUCUAAUACUCCCAGGCUGCAAAAUACCAGAAGUCUGGAGAAAUCAGACUGUCAUAAGGAAGGGUACCUUGAGCAUCAUCACUGCCAGCAAAGCUUUGCUCAGGUGUGGYCUGAGAUACCCUGAGGGGUUUCUUGGCUCUAACUCCAGUGUGAAAUACAACACACCAUUAUAACCCYGCUUAACAAGGUGUGACACUCCUUUUAUGACAUUAUUCUGCUGAGAAUGGCAGUGGGGGAAGCAGCAAGUGACUCUGCUAGAGAACAUCUCCAGAGCUGGAGCCUUAGAUGAACCAAGGCUGGCCAGGAAAGUUCUCCUUUUCUGGCACUGACACCAAAUAUUCUGUACGUGGACAAAACUCAGAAUCUUCACGGGAAUAUAAAAAAAAGAGAGCAUGGAUGUACACAAUCCAUGAAACUGCUCCAGGCAAAUAUACAGUCACAGACAAAGCAUUUGUUGCACAAUCUGUACUCUUUUACAACAUGUCAUGUGGUCUAGUUCUCAAGAUUCAGACACAAAACUUAACUUGUCUGAAAAAAAAAAAAAAGCAUCUCCCUCCUCUUGACAGCCCAUGUUGCAGCUUGGCUCAGCCUCUCUGCUCAUGAUAUGACACAGUAGUUACCCAUUUUCUCAUCAUCUUCCUAAUCUCUCCUCAAAUCCUUGUCCAGUCUCAUCCCUUAAACCUCARGAACCUUAUCUGGGACAAGUUACCCUAAGUAAUGUAGCACACAUGUUGAAAUUGACACUUUUCUGAAGGAUGAGGUUCCUGGGGACUCUCAGAUAUGUCAUUGCUAUUGUCUGUAUUUGCAACUGGGCUUGGAUUUCACAUAAUUUUAGGAAAGUAGUUGAAUACUAAACUGAUCAGGGUUAUUUCUGUUAUAUAUAUUUUUUUCUUUUUGGCAGGGAAUAAAAACUUGCUGUAGCUGAUGGGUUUUCCAUCUUGCAGCAGGCAGAGAGCAGUCAGACUUCUGGGGCUGGGUGGGCUUGUUGAAUGCCCCUUCACCCCACACUCCCAAAGGGACAUUUCCAAUUCAUUACGUGUUCCCUAUCCAGAAUGAAAAUCUUUUUAAAAGAGGAUUUUUAGAAGACACAUGUUAUUCUAAUCAGAUGCCUCUGUGAACUUUGCAGCAGAGAGGCCAGGGACUGUUGGCAAGCUUUAUUGAGUAUGACUUUAAUGCAUUGGAUUAGAAAGCACUCAGUUUAGCUGGUUGUUUUUCCUGAUUUGCUUGGCUACUCCAACYACCUUCCCCUCCCCCUUCUUUAUURUGAUGGAGAUGCCACGAAGCUGGCAUGCAGAAAAGGCUUCAUGUCAGCACAUUCAGGGUCCUAAAGGCAAGAUGCAUCUGUGAUUGCAUAGCACAAUGAUGAACAGAAUUCCAGGGCUUCCUAAUUAACCUAUCCAAUUCAUCUUCCGUCCUUAUGGAAAAUUGCGAGUUAAAUACGAGAGAGGGGUAACUCAAGGCCUCAUUUUCAGAAGGUUAGCCUUGCAAUUUGGACAGCCUUGCAAUCCUUUCCACUUGGGAUUGAAAUGCAAGCUCAGAUAAAACUGUUGCCACCUUCAGCUAUUUGCUGRGAUAAAUGAUAGGGAGGAGAGAGGCGAGUACACAGGGAAGUGUUUCUCAAGUGCAAACAUGGAGCUACAGAUUUUACAGGGAAAAAAACGUCAUCAGGCAAAAGGGAGGGCCAGGCCUUGCCUUGUUUGAAAUGUUUCCUCUUACUAAUGUAGCUUUGAGAUUUCUACCACUGCAACUUGUGCAAAUCUGUAGGGUGCAUGCAGCCACAGAGCUGUCACUCCAAUGCAGUGUGACUUAACAUAGAUGUAGCUCAGAAGUGCAUAGGUGUGGAGGGCUGUGCUAUGCUGGUAGGGUCUGCCACCUUCUUUUAAACUUCCUUCAUUCCCAGCAGGACAGACUUGCUCAGACGUGGACCUGUACUAAUUUUUGUGCAUAGGAAAAGCAGCCAGGUAUGGCUGAAGUCCCUUGUGUUUGCCUGCAGCUAGCUGAGUUCUCCAUGAGAAGGGAGACACCAUGGUAGAAAAGUCAGUAUAUUGUGAUUCAGUGUGGGUUGCAAAGAAUCUUCCCCCCUGGAGCCGACAGACAUGCUACUUCUGGCCCUGCAAGAAGUGAUUUGCAGGAUGUGUGAUUUAGGCAAAGGAACUGAUGAGAAGCCCCCUUCCCAGGAUUUGCACCCUCCUGGCAUGUCAACCCUCAGAUUUCAAAGCUUUACCUCACCCACUGCUUCCCUCCUCUUAGACCCUGCGUGUCCCACCACAGCAGCACCCAGGAACAGCUUUGUGCUGCCCCACUACACUGCGGGAGGGGAACACAUGGUUUUGAGAGAGAAAGAAGGCAAAGGAAAAGAGAGGGACAGGGAGGGAACUGUGGGCCRUCCCUAGGACUUGCUUCCAGCCCCAUGGCUAUGACAGAGGGACAGGGAGAACCCGCUUCUUAUGGGAGAGAUGGGRUGAAGGCAGAGACCAAAAGGCAGCUGCUGGGUAAUUAUUUAUUCUUUUUUUAAUUUUUACAAUGCUUUAAUAAAGGAUAUCCUCAAUUACAGUCUCCAGGAAAGGGAUUUAAACAUGUAAAACAGUCUGCAGACAUAUCCAUUUUACCUUAGGGCUUGACACGCCCUGGAAGAUGGCCAGGCUCCUUGACAACUUCUUGGAUUUUCAGGAAGGGACUCAGCUGCCUGCUGCAUUCAGCCAUGGGGAAAUGAGUCUGGGGGCUUGGGCUGCAGCACUGCAGCCUGUCACAGAGCUUGAGCAUUGCUUGGGAUCACCUUGUUUGCUGGGAGAUUGUUCCUCUACAGCAAUGGCUUUCCUUUCUGCCUGUUGUUAAGCUAACCGAUAGCUGUGCCAUGWAAAUAUCUCAGGGAAUAUUGUGGUUGGAGUUUUCCCAGCCAUUUGAGCUCUCUUGUUUCCUCAGCACCACAGCUUCACCAUCCCACAUUAUUUGAGCAGGCUGUGUUGCACUAGCACAGCCAGCAAGAAUGGAAACAAGGCACUUGUGAAAAUAAACUUAUCAGAGGUAAAAUGAAGGUGAAAAGGCACAAUUCUUCAUGCUUGGUUAAUUUUUUUUUUUUUUGGAUCACCCAUUCCAAACAUAAUUCCACAUUAUUACACAAAAAUGAGCCAUAUAUAAACGUGUAUAUGCACACACAUGCACACACAUGCACAAACACAUAUGUAAAUAUAUAUAUGUGGAAUUCAGUAUAAAAUUUCCAUAUUCUUUAAGUGUCCAGGAAUAACUAACUAACCAACUAACUUACUAAAUAACUAAAGACCUUGUAAGAUGGGAUUUUUUAAUGUUUACAAUGGAUAGCUGUGCUCAGCCAUGCAGCAGUGAGACUGGUAAUGGAUAGCCUCAAAAACACAGUCCCAACAAUACUUACACGGCACUUUGAUGCUUCACAGUGAGCUGAAAACACAAAUAAAUCCCAUGAACUGAACAGCUUGGUAGCACUGCCUGCCUCUUUCAAAUGGAUUACGAGGGAAGAAAUGCUGCCWCUAUGAGCAAACUGGCUUCAGUUUUUUCCUGAAGAAAGAAAUCRAUGACUUGAGGUCAAAGUCAAAAAUACGCGAUUCUCAAGUUUUAAGGAAAAGAUUGGCUUACCCAUGAGGGAGGCUGUGGAGACCCAUCAUGACCAGUGUCCAGCAUGGGUGCAGGGGUUCUGCUGCCACCACUACCUACACAGGGGKCCUGUGGCAGAAUCCCCUGAGUGAUGCUUUCCUUGGAUAUAAAGGAAGCCACAGCAAUUGCUUGAGAUAUAAAURUCUACAUUUUAAGCAAUAAAGCGGGGUGAGAGAUUCUGAUUCCUCAUGCUAGAACAUUUGUUGCUGCAAAGUGCAGCUUUCUGCAUAAAAAAAGCUGACAAUGGCAAAAAAUUGAAGAGAUUCCACACUACUGUUAAUUUCCCUUCUCUCUAGGAAGAGGUAGACACCAUCCUGAGACUUUCUAUCCUGAGAGUGUUUACAAGCCAUUCUACUAAUAACCCAUUGAACAGUAAAUGCACAUUUAUGUACUCUGUACUCUUUGUGUACAGGAUUUAAAGCAAACCAGUUCAGUCCACAGAAAAUUCAGCUGGGAAAUCAAAGUGAAAAAUAAAAGAAAGGUGACUAUUUUUGCACUGUCUGUGACAAGGACUCAAAUGAAACUCCGGUAUGACAUUUCACUAAUAUAAAACUUGCAGGAGAACUAGCAAAAAAACGGUGAUGGGUCAGUGACACACAUUUCUUCAUCCCUUUUGGAUCCAUGUGUAUGGAGCUCCACACAACCUCACAGUUUCCCUGUGCUUCUGGGACUGAUACUACUGCUGAUGCUGAGAAGUGUUUCUGUGUGAUCCAUGUUAGCAGUGUCAUUGCCUAAUAUGAAAUUUGCUUUUAUGGAGAAACUCUUGGAGAAAUUAAGUUGCGAGCAGCCAAGCUUGAAGCAAUACUGUAAAAGGCAACAACUGUUCCUUGCAGUGUUAUACAUGUUUCAGAGCAAUAUACUGUAGUUUUAAGGGCAGAUGACAAAAAAAUACCUUUGCUGAAUUUUUCCCUUYUUCUUUAGCACCUUAGAUAAAUGAUAACCUUUCUUGCACUCCUUUUUCCUCAGAGUGGAUCUAUCAUUUUAAAUUUCAUGGUAUGUUGGAAAGAAAAAAAUCCCAAAAACAAAUUACAAAAUAAAUCUACUGGGGAAAACAAAAUGAUGGAUGGUCCCUCCAGAGAAUUCUGAAUGUUAGACAUGUUUACUUGAUUUCAUGGGCAAUACAGUUUUAAGGUGGUCAGAGAUACCCUGAUGUAUUACAGGCACGGCAGUUCAGGAAUGAAGGUUUGGUUUUGAAUUUUCACUUCARUCUUUUUUAAUUCUGAACAAAACAAACAAACAAAUAAGAAACCAUAAAAAGCAGAAAGAAAAAAAGAAGAAAAGCUCAGGUAAUAACAUAUUUCCUGGACUUGAGCCUGUCAAAGCACAUAGCCCCCACACUGGAGGCUCACACACUGUCAUCUGAGCGAGCAGUAAAAGUGGAGACAAGCACUGAGCAUAAAAUUAACAAAUCACUUCAGUCUGACAGGCCUGAAGUUUACUUUUCAUGCAAAGCAUGACCAGUACUCAGAAAGAGGGCACCAUAAGUGACAAUCCUCCAGGAUGCCUUCAGUCUUGUUUUCUCGCUGGUGACCUUGGAAAACAAUUGCAUGUUCUCCUAAAGUGCAUAUCACAGCUCAGCAAGAAGUUUCGAGCUCAGUGUCAGAGUAGAGUGAAUUCAAAUGGACCUUAAUUUUGUCAAGGACCUCAGAUGAUUAGAUCUUUCCUUUCCCAAAAAAAUUAUCUAUUUUGGACCAGCAGUGGCUGACACCAGGAUUUUUAAGUCUCUUCACAGGGAGUUUCUUUCCUGGCUAACUGCUAUGAUGCAGCUCUUUAUGGGGGACCAGAGACAAUACACCUUAUAGAAGAAGCUAUCUCCCUAUAAUUACGGCAGAACUGGGAAAGGCCGAGAGGAUAUUCCCUAUUUUGGAUUCCAGGAACAGCAACAAGUGUCUCUUUGAGGCCAUGUCCUUUCAGAUGCACACAGAUUUAACCAURCUAUUCACGUGCAGUUUCUCAAACAUGCGGGAUUAGYGAGAUGUGCUCCUAGCAGAGGUUCRURGUGAYACCAUCUCUGCGGGACAAGGGAGACAUUUCCUGAUCCUCAGUACCUCCAUUUUGUUACAAGGCAGGCUCAAGCAACCUGAMUUGCAACUGUAGGAUAGAAACCAUCAUGAUCUGUCCCCAGUYGUGCUCUUUCCUUGGGUUCCUGGGAUUUCUGUUGCCAUCAGUA
This is a messenger RNA of Malurus melanocephalus (red-backed fairy wren), 13878 nucleotides long. It is a transcript of the gene CBY2, whose product is annotated as chibby family member 2. The transcript is spliced from 2 exons. The record is from RefSeq and is a predicted model, not a curated record. Lineage: Eukaryota; Metazoa; Chordata; Aves; Passeriformes; Maluridae. Bases 366 to 1313 code for a protein of 315 amino acids.